GCAAAUAAUUGUSUGUUUCGAGGUGAAAAUAUUAGUCUUUGAAGCUAAAAGGCUACUCCAAAAUUGAUUAUGAGUAAAGUAAUAAUAGUAAGGCUACUGGGUGACCUUUCUUGAAAGUAUUUAAAUAUAAAAUGGCUACUAAUGGACUGUGGCAGAGGACACAGAUUGGAUUUCUUCCUCGUAAUACGUCAGCACAACAAGACAUGAGCAAAUUGCCACCUUCACAACUGUCUAGUCAACUACAGUUCAACAUGGGUAUCCCAGCUUUGSCUGAGAACAUGGCUACACACUUUACAAAACCAAAACCUAUCKUAAUCGAAAAACUUGAGGGACCAAAACCUGACRUUAAAAACAAAACAUUUAUUUCAAGAAUCCCUGAGAACUUUCCACUUGCAAAUACAUCCUCGUUAUCUAGUGAUCGYCUUGCCUUUGCUGUGAAUUUAGCUAAAAGGGACAUCAAAAGAGCAAAACUAAUGCCUGCUGAAGAAGAACAAGUUAUUGAAUCUCCAACUAAAGUUAAAGUAAAAAGAUCCAAGAAGGAAGAUGUUCAACCUAAGGAAACAAUGAGGCAUCGAGUACACAAGUCUUUGAGACACUAUGAUAAGGAAAUGAAGAAGGCCCACGGUGUUUACUUUUAUCCUUCGUUUCCACAUAGCUUGAAUGAUGAUAGUGAAAGUCACCAUGCAAGGGAGAUAAGAAAACUUAGGAAAGAAUURAAUUUGCAUCUAAAACAACUUCAUGAUUUACAACAAAAUAGRCCAAUUGUCUUACAAAACAAAGAUAAAMGAUUAAAAAKCAGGAAAGAGAAUGUAAGACUGUCUGAUGAUGAGAUUGAUGAUAGACAAAUUGCAAGAACCGAAGAACAAACUAUCAGGUCAUCAAGAAUAUUGUACACACUUCAGCGUCAGAUACGUGAUCUUCAAGAUGAGUUGGACAAGAAAGGMAAAAAUAUCAAACACACUAAAAAGAGUCAAAGCCUUCAUCGACUAGCCUCAGCUCAUAGAGCAGCUCUUAGAGCUCUGCAGACAUUCAUCAGCCAAACCCCUCUUCAUUCCAAAGCAAGUAAUGGAGGCCCUGAUAUGUAUCAAGACUUAGCAAAACUUGUACAACAACUAUCUCUACUCACAGCACAGCUUCAGGUUGACACAGAGGAAGAGCUCAUUGAUGAUUUGGCUGAAAGACAUGGACAGCAUUAUCAGUAUCAGAGAGAUGAAGGUAGUUCAACCAAACAUGGUGCUUUUUUUAAGGAUGUUCAUGAAACUUCCUUUAAACAACCRAUCAAGCCGUCACCACCAACCAGAGACAGAGAAAACAAGACAAUGAAAAAAGUUAUCCCUUCCCACUCUUCCCCUGAAAGAGAUGCUGUCCUUAGAGCUGGUUUAGAAGCUCUAGUAAGGGCGAGAGAAGAGGCCUUGAAUGCUGAAAAGUCCAAGAUGAAAUCUCAUGUUGCACCUUCAAGGUCAUCAAAAAAAUCAGUUCUUUUGCCAGCUCCACUCAAGGUCAAACGACAGCGUAUACAUCAAGCUGSUGCUGUUCAAAGACUAAAGCCAGCAGAUAUCAAACAGGCAGGCUUUGCAAAGGCUACUGUAUCAUCAACAUUACGUAAAAUYGAAACUGCUGAUGAACAACCACCAAAGUCUCCUCCAAGAACACCCACUAAAUGCCCUCAACGAGGGAMACCAAUUAAGAAYCAUGGCAGUCCAGAAAGACUUUGUGAACAGACUCCUCAGUUAACACCUAAAUCACAAAGUCGACAACCCGAAGAAGAGUUGAAGAGUCCACGAAACACAAAAUACCAAAGACAAAUGAUACCUGAGGAGAGGAAGAUGGUAGAGAGAGAAAUAGAAAGACAACUUUGGUUGGAUAAGGAAGCUGAUCUUCGUAUGCAAGAACUGGAACUGGAAGACGAAAUGAGACGUAAAAGACAUCACCCAGGUCACUCAAGCGAUGGUGUUCGUCUUGCCCGUCAAAUGAUUCAAGAGACAGAAGAAGCAAUMAUGAAUAGACUAAAACCGUUACUUGACCGAGCUGAGGCUAUUGUGACAGGAAAUACAAAGCAGGAGGAAAUGAAGAAACGAUCUUUAAAACACCAAUUAACAGACCUAACAGCAAGAACAACAAUGGAGCAAGCUCAUUUAUUGGCUGAUGAAAUAUUAGAAGAUAUUCUAGAUGAAACUGUAUUGGAGCUUCAAAGACUAGAGGUUGAGGAAGAAGCAGAAAUGGCCGUGUCAGGCCUUCAGAAUCAGUCAACCAUCGAAAAUAUAAUGCAAAAACUUCAAAGCUUUGAGGAGGGAGAAAGUGACAUUCGUCGUUACUGGACUAGAGUCAGUUAUGAUGAUAUUACUUCACACGAAGAAACAACGCACAAACGAACAGCAAUGGAAUAUCAACCACAUCACCCUGAACCCAUUCGAUUUUCRAAACACAAACCUCAAACGACAGGCAACUAUUUGGAUAAKAAAGUCAGGCAUCUAAAACAUAGGAAAAGGUUUGACGAUCCUGAAUCUCCAACGGAUACUGGUAGCACUGCGUCUCUUUUAGAAGAAAUAUCUACCAAUAGAAGUUCAGCUGCAACGAGUCAAAUCUUUGAACGUCAUCGACCACCAACGACUGAAUCUACCAUCAAUCUAUUUGUUCCGAGUGAAUUACGAACGAGUAUUGCAGCAUACCGAAGCAGGUUCGAGCGGUUUUUACGAGAUACGGCUACACAUAUAGAGGGGUCGUUCGACCCAUGGAAACUCGCUGACCAAAUAAGUGAGGUGCUGCUAGACGAUAUGAUCCAAGACGUUGCCGUUGAGCUUGGUGGUGUGUGUGACGAGUAUACCGAGAAUAUAUUUACCAAAGAAUUUGUCCCGGCCACAGAUAGCAGCCUCGUCUCAUAAGACGACUAAUGUGAUCCAAAAAUAAUG
Messenger RNA from Exaiptasia diaphana, 2909 nucleotides. Its product is annotated as protein moonraker. The record is from RefSeq and is a predicted model, not a curated record. The transcript has 20 exons. Lineage: Eukaryota; Metazoa; Cnidaria; Anthozoa; Actiniaria; Aiptasiidae. Gene Ontology annotation, cellular component: centriolar satellite. The coding region runs from base 132 to 2882 and encodes 916 amino acids. Gene Ontology annotation, biological process: protein localization to centrosome; centriole replication.